Vicia villosa (hairy vetch) is the source of this 3960-nucleotide messenger RNA. RefSeq names its product ATP-dependent DNA helicase Q-like 4A. Gene Ontology annotation, molecular function: ATP binding; nucleic acid binding; four-way junction helicase activity. The transcript has 26 exons. Gene Ontology annotation, cellular component: chromosome; cytoplasm; nucleus. Lineage: Eukaryota; Viridiplantae; Streptophyta; Magnoliopsida; Fabales; Fabaceae. Bases 56 to 3625 code for a protein of 1189 amino acids. The record is from RefSeq and is a predicted model, not a curated record. Gene Ontology annotation, biological process: double-strand break repair via homologous recombination; DNA replication.
AAUAGAUUGAAAAUUUUAGGUUUGAUUUUUGGAGGAAGUAGUUCCCGCCACUCAGAUGCGACGGGUUUCCUCAACUUUUCCCUCUUCUCCAUUCUUCAAAUCGCUCAAAUCGCCAAUCGAAUGCGUCGUUGUUGUUCGUAUUCAAAUCAUGCAACAAAGUAAUUCACGCAACGGUGUUCAGAUUCCUCAGCUCAAUUGGUUGCAGCACGCCAAUGCUCACCGCAAUUUCUCUUCCCAGGCCAAGUUUUUGACCUCCAAUUUCCUCUUUUCUCUCCCAACUAACAAACCAGUCGACGGUUCCGGUAAUAGCAGGUUUAUACUCCGACAAAGUCAAAAUAUUCCGAGUUCACAAAGAACACAGGCUGAUAAGGCCUGGCUUGCGCUUCCAAGCCUACAGAUAUCUAGCAAGAAUUAUGUCCAACCCGGAAAACAUGUUAAAGUUACUUCUCAGUUUCACAAUGACAGGACAACAACUUCCUUACAAGGAAACUAUGAGAAUGACAAGAUUAACCGUUCUAAUGUUACAACUACUCCAACUGUCAUUAAUCAUACUGCUCGGGUUGUAGAUAGUUCGGUGAACAAUCACGCAAAGUACACAAGCCAACCCAAAGAGUCUACAAAAUUUGUAGCUGAUAAUAUUAAUAUUGAUGAUGAUGACAUACUCGAGAGCAUUGAUGUUGACCAAAUUGUUGAGAAAUACCAGUCCUCAUGCACUCCUCAACCCCCGAUGUCCAAGUUUCCUUCUAUUGUACCAACUCCAGAUAAGGAUAACUUUGCCAGACAGGGAGAUACUUUUAUGCCACCCGAGCUGUGCUUGGAUUGCAUCCACGGACACAAGUUAGGAUUAUGCCCAGAAGCAGCAAGUCAUUUGCAGGAAUUUAAGGAUAAUCUUAUUGCAAUCUCUAAUGAACUGCUUGACAAUGUUGAAAAUCUCAGUUCUGUGCAGAUAGAAAAGCUUCGCCAAGACAGGUCACAGCUGAAUAAGCAAAUUCAACAGCUUGAAAAAUAUAUUCAUUCCAGUAAUCUUGAAGAAGAAAGACAAAAGUCACAUUUUGCUAGAUCCAUGGCACCACCUACAUCUUCUGUGUAUGAAACACCCCAGCGAAAUGUCAUCAACAGUGGACCAAAUGGAUAUGAUGCCCAGUCUUAUAUAGGGAAAGGGACAUAUGAGCCAUCGUACCAGUCUUCGUUCUUUUCUGCAGACAUGUCUGGCAUGCCGCCAGGUCCAGUAGAGAGAGAGCCAUUCAUCCCAAAGAUUAUUGAUGUUAAUUAUAGUGAAGGCUGUGGAGAUAGACAGUGGAGCAGUCGUGAUUUUUCUUGGACUAGAGAAUUAGAGGUUAAUAAUAAAAAAGUAUUUGGAAAUCCCUCAUUUCGCCCAAAUCAAAGAGAGAUUAUUAAUGCCACGAUGAAGGGAUGUGAUGUUUUUGUUUUGAUGCCCACCGGUGGAGGAAAAAGUCUCACCUAUCAGCUACCAGCUCUUAUUAAUCCAGGCAUAACAUUAGUAAUUUCUCCCCUUGUGUCCCUUAUUCAAGAUCAAAUAAUGCACCUAUUGCAGGCAAACAUACCUGCUGCUUAUUUAAGUGCCAACAUGGAAUGGACUGAACAACAAGAGAUUCUUAGAGAACUUAAUUCUGAUUAUUGUAAAUAUAAGUUGUUAUAUGUGACACCCGAAAAGAUUGCCAGAAGUGAUAAUCUUCUGCGACACUUAGAGAGUUUAUAUGUUCGUGAGUUGCUUUCAAGGAUUGUAAUUGAUGAGGCUCACUGUGUGAGUCAAUGGGGGCAUGAUUUUAGACCAGAUUAUCAGGGACUUGGUGUAUUGAAACAAAAAUUCCCAAAUACUCCUGUUUUAGCUUUAACAGCUACAGCAACAGCUAGUGUAAAAGAAGAUGUUGUGCAAGCACUCGGUCUUGUUAACUGCAUUGUUUUUCGGCAAAGUUUUAAUCGCCCAAAUUUACGGUAUUCUGUUGUUCCCAAGACCAAAAAGUGUUUGGAGGAUAUUGACAAAUUUAUUAGGGAAAAUCAUUUUGAUGAAUGCGGCAUCAUCUAUUGUCUUUCACGAAUGGACUGUGAAAAGGCUGCUGAAAAAUUACAGGAAUAUGGGCAUAAAUGUGCAUUUUAUCAUGGGAAUAUGGAUCCUGCUCAACGUUCUUUUGUUCAAAAACAAUGGAGCAAAGAUGAAAUCAAUAUUAUUUGCGCUACUGUUGCAUUUGGAAUGGGGAUUAAUAAACCUGAUGUCCGCUUUGUAAUCCAUCACUCCCUCCCAAAAUCUAUUGAAGGUUAUCAUCAGGAAUGUGGACGAGCUGGUAGAGAUGGUCAGCCUGCUUCCUGUGUAUUAUAUUAUAGCUACAGUGACUAUAUUCGAGUUAAGCAUAUGUUAAGCGUAGGUACGGUGGAGCAAAGUCCCAUGACAUCUGGAUACAGUCGUUUAAAUGCGAAUCCAGGAAGGUUACUGGAGACAAACACCGAAAACCUUUUGCGCAUGGUCGGUUAUUGUGAAAAUGAUGUUGAUUGUCGGCGCUUUAUUCAGCUCGUUCAUUUUGGGGAGAAGUUUGAUUCUUCAACCUGUCAGAAAACAUGUGAUAAUUGCAUGAAGGUCACAAGUCUCAUUGAGAAGGAUGUUACCGAAACGGCAAAGCAAUUGGUUGAACUCGUUAAGCUAACGGGACAGAAGGUCUCGGCAUCUCAUAUAUUAGAGGUUUAUCGUGGUUCCUUAAGCCAGAUGGUCAAGAAACACCGACACGAGACUGUGCGCCUUCAUGGUGCCGGGAAGCAUCUAGCCAAGGGUGAGGCUUCCCGUAUAUUGCAUCAUCUUGUUGUUGAGGAUUUUCUUGCGGAGGAGGUAAAGAAAAGUGAUUUUUAUGGAUCAGUAUCAUCAGUAUUGAAGGUAAAUGAGCAGAAGGUCCGUAAUGUAUUGUUUGGCGGGCAAAGAAUUAUAUUGAGAUUCCCGUCUUCUGUGAAAGCAUCAAAGCCCUUGAAAUGUGAUUUAACUCCAGCCAGAGGUUCUCUGACAUCUACGAAGCUGAAUCUUCCCAUUGAUAUCCCUGACGAACCUCAAACUGAAGUAGACUUGAAUCUAUCAGCUAAGUUGUACACUGCUCUGCGGAUGUUGCGGACAGCUCUCUGUAGAGAAGCUGGAGAGGGUGUUUAUGCUCACCACAUAUUUGGCAAUGCUACGUUGCAGCAGAUAAGCAAGAAAAUACCGAGAACAAAGGAAGAACUUCUUGAUAUCAAUGGCAUUGGCAAGAUUAAAGUAAACAAUUAUGGGGAUCGGUUACUUGAAACCAUUGAGAAUACCAUACACGAAUACUACAAUACAGAUAAAAACAGCAGUGGCGGCAAAGGCAGCACUGAUUCGGCCAAAAGAAGACGAGCGGCAAAUAGAGACCCAGAUUCAAAUGCUGAGGAUGACGAGGUCUUAAUCCAAAGUACUGGUCCCUCCAAGAAAAGGACGGUAAAGAGACAAAUCAGAAAGGUUGUAAUAUCCGAUUCAGAAGAAGAGGAGGAUUAUUUCCACGGGUGCCUUGAUGAGGACCUAGACUGUGUCAACAUUGAAAACGUCGUAAUAGAUAAAGUAACUGUUACAAAUCCUGCAGGAAGAGUACUACCUCAAUGGACAUCAUCUUGAUAAUUAUUGUAUUGGUCCCUUCAUGAUAUGAAUGUUAUUGGGAUUUUCUUGGAUCAACCUUCCAUAAUUUAAGGUUGUUGUAACAGAAUCUUGUACCAACAGGGCAUUGCAGGGAAGAUAAAUAGUAAAAGCAGAUCAACCAGAAAAACUGUGGAUAACUAACUGGAUGGCAAUGAAUGGUACAAAUAAAGAUGUUUUUCUUUCUAAUUUAUUCCUUUGGCAUCAAUGUAAUUGAUUGACUCAUGUGAAUCAAUUUGGCGAUAAUGUAUAUAGUUGGCAGUCUUGAUAAACUGAGAAUUGCAAUUGUGCUAUUAGUCUUGUUAGUGUAAUUGUUU